AUGGAUUCUGCUACUGAAUCAGAACAUAUAGAAAAGUUAGCAAAAGAAGCUGAAAGUUUAAAAAUACGUUUAGAAGAUGAAAGACAGAAAUUAAAUGAUAUUACACUUGCUAGUGUAGCAGAUAGACUUGAAGUAAUUUGUUGUAUUAAUGUCAAACCACGUCGUAUUUUAAAAGGACAUCAAGCAAAAGUUCUUUGUUCAGAUUGGUCACCUGAUAAGCGUCAUAUUGUGUCUUCUUCACAGGAUGGUAAAAUAAUAAUUUGGGAUGCUUUUACAACAAAUAAGGAACAUGCUCUUACUAUGCCAACUAUCUGGGUUAUGGCUUGUGCUUAUGCUCCAAGUGGUGCUCUUGUUGCUUGCGGAGGAUUAGAUAAUAAAGUUACUGUAUAUCCUUUAAGUCAAGAAGAAGAUGUAUCAACUCGUAAAAAAACUGUUGCUACACACACAUCUUAUAUGUCUUGUUGUGUAUUUCCUAAUAAUGAUCAACAAAUUCUAACUGGUAGUGGAGACAGUACUUGUGCUCUAUGGAAUGUUGAAAGUGGCCAAUUAUUACAAAGUUUUCUUGGCCAUUCCAGUGAUGUUAUGUCCAUUGAUUUAGCACCAAGUGAAACUGGUAACACUUUUGCUUCUGGUAGUUGUGAUAAAAUGGUUUUAAUAUGGGAUAUGCGCACUGGUCAAUGUGUUCAAAGUUUUGAAGGACAUCAGUCUGAUGUGAACUCUGUAAAAUUUCAUCCAGGUGGUGAUGCAGUGGCAACAGGUUCUGAUGAUGCAACUUGUCGGCUUUUUGAUCUGCGUGCGGAUAGAGAAAUAGCUGUCUAUGCAAAAGAAAGUAUAAUAUUUGGGGCGAAUGCCGUUGAUUUAAGCGUUAGUGGACGUCUACUUUUUGCUGGUUAUAAUGAUUACACUGUAAAUAUAUGGGAUACUCUAAAAUGUCAACGAGUUGCAUUUUUAUAUGGACAUGAAAAUCGAGUAUCUUGUUUACGAGUUUCUCCCGAUGGAACUGCUCUUUCUACCGGAAGUUGGGAUUCAACUCUACGAGUUUGGGCUUAA
Messenger RNA from Habropoda laboriosa, 1050 nucleotides. RefSeq names its product guanine nucleotide-binding protein subunit beta-5 (gene Gbeta5). Gene Ontology annotation, molecular function: protein binding; signaling receptor complex adaptor activity. Gene Ontology annotation, biological process: G protein-coupled dopamine receptor signaling pathway; G protein-coupled receptor signaling pathway. Gene Ontology annotation, cellular component: cytoplasm; heterotrimeric G-protein complex. The record is from RefSeq and is a predicted model, not a curated record. The coding region runs from base 1 to 1050 and encodes 349 amino acids. The transcript has 5 exons. Lineage: Eukaryota; Metazoa; Arthropoda; Insecta; Hymenoptera; Apidae.